Hermetia illucens (black soldier fly) is the source of this 1446-nucleotide messenger RNA. RefSeq names its product pickpocket protein 28-like. The transcript is spliced from 8 exons. Gene Ontology annotation, cellular component: membrane. Gene Ontology annotation, molecular function: ligand-gated sodium channel activity. NCBI's taxonomy places the organism in Eukaryota, Metazoa, Arthropoda, Insecta, Diptera, Stratiomyidae. Bases 1 to 1446 code for a protein of 481 amino acids. Gene Ontology annotation, biological process: sodium ion transmembrane transport. The record is from RefSeq and is a predicted model, not a curated record.
AUGAGAGAAAUAUCCCUUAAUCCUCAGUCUUUACAAUGGCGAGGUAGUCCUCGGCUGACCAGAUCAAUCUCAAAUGAUUCAAUAACAACCGAAGAGGAGGCAAAGAAAAAUAUUGUGCAUGGAACCUGGUUGCAAAUGGUCUGGGGAAUCCUUUUGGAUUACUCAACGAUAAGCACUAUCCAUGGAAUACGUUAUAUUUUGGAAAGAAGGCGAUCGUGGUGGGAGAGCGCAAUAUUUUUGUGUUCUCGAUUGAUUUUACAAAUCCUGCUGACAUGGAAGUCAACACCAGUUAUUGUGACCUUCAGCGACAAAUCAACACCUAUCUGGGAAAUACCAUUUCCGUCGAUUGUCGUAUGCCCCGAGAGUAGGACUGUUAAUGGAACCUUCAAUUUCACAGAGGCAUACCAUAAUGUUAUGGACAAUCCAAGCAUAGAUAACUUCAGCAAUCUUUCCAGCAGGGACUAUGAGUACUUACAAACGCUCUCUCAAAUAUGUGAUGUAGAUCUGGUGGACCGUCUGAAGUUCCGGGAAACUGCCAAUCCUAUCGAUGUGCUGGGAGUAAUGGCAUCACUUGCGCCAACUAUAAACUAUACUGUGCCCGUUGGAAUAUUCCACAAAAAAUUAUUCUUCCCAGAUGGAUACUUCACAACUGUCUUCACAGAUUUAGGGGUAUGCCAUCAAUUUAACGGUAUCCACCAAUCGGAGUUAUUACGUUACCCAAGUUUUGAAAACUUUACAUUCGCGGGUGAGGUGCAAAAGAAGUCAACCUGGAGUGUGUCAGAAGGCUACGACAAAAACACUGACGACGAGACUGUAUACCCUCUACGAGCUCAAAUUUCUGGUAAGAAAGGUGGCUUACAGCUAGUCACCCAAGGUCUUCUCGCCGACAUCGAUUACCUCUGCCGUGGAGCGGUAGAAGGAUUCAGUUUACAGCUGUUAGCACCUGAUGAGUUCCCUGCUGCUAACAAGCAAUACAUUCGAGCCUCAUUCCGAAAGGAAACUAACUUGAUAAUAAAACCGACCCUAAUGACAACUGCAGAUAAUCUCAGAGAUUCACCAUGGCAAAGUCGUCAUUGUUUCUUCGCCGAUGAACGUUAUCUUCGGUUCUUCAAAACAUACUCUCAAGAUAAAUGCGCUUUCGAGUGUUUGACCAAUUAUACCUACGCAAAAUGCAAUUGUGUGAAAUUUUCAAUGCCACACACCAAAGAUAUGCCCAUCUGUCAAGCGGCUGAUAUACAAUGCUAUUACCAAGCUGAAGAUGAUCUAUUGCGGAACGAAUUUGAGUUUGAACUCUCAGGAAAGUCGAAGGACUUCACAAGCUGCAACUGUCUACCAGCGUGCACAUCCUUAAAAUACGAGGUGGAGAUUGGUGAGACCAAACUUUAUUACGAGGAACUACUUCGUGCAUUUAGGGAAACAGAUUACUCGAAGGAGAAUCCAGGGUGA